AUGACAUCCACUGAUAUCGCUAUGAAAUAUCUGAAAGAACUUAUCAAUAGAAGCUUAAUCCAAGCUCAACAGAUACGGGAAGAUGGCAAAUUACAGAGAUGUGGUGUUCAUGAUUUUCUGCGUGAAGUCAUUAUCUCAAAAUCUAAAGAACAAAGCUUCACAACCAUAGCCACUGGAUAUUACACAAGAUGGCCUGACAAAGUUCGACACCUAGCAAUCCACAAAUUCACUGAUAAUCCACAAGGCUUUGGCAGCUUGAAGUGUCUUCGGUUUGUGGAAAUAUUUGGGUAUGAAGAUCCUCUCACAACUUCAUUUUUAUCCAAGUUUUUACGUGGUGGCCCUAUGCUGCUAAAGGUGUUGGAUUUAGAUGGAGCUGAAUUGGACAACAUCCCAAAGGAAGUCUUCAAACUAUUUCAACUCAAGUGUCUUGGUCUUUGUAGAACCAAAAUUAAAAUUAUUCCAAAGUCUAUUAGGAAGCUUAAAAACCUUGAAGUUUUAGCUCUGAUGGAAACCAGCAUAAAAGAGUUGCCUGUGGAGAUUGUAAAGCUAAGAAAACUACGUUCGCUUUCCUUAGGCGGAAGUGGUGAUUAUUCAAAUAACUUUGCAGCCUGGGGUGGUAAAUCUCCAGAUGGAAUUGGAAAGCUUCUUUCCUUGGAGGAUUUGAAUACCAUAGAAGCAGACAGUGAUAAAACAGUAAGGGAGAUUGGCAAGCUCAUGCAGCUACGGCGAUUAUCCAUCACAAAGUUGAGGGGAAAAGAUGGAAAGGAGUUGCUCUCCUCCCUUCUGAGGCUGACCAACCUUCAAGAAUUGUGCAUCUCUUGCUUUAAAGAAGAUGAGACCCUUGAUUUCCAACAUUCUAUCUCUCCGAAACUUGGAUUCCUUACAUUACUAUGGUUGAAUGGGCGUUUGGAGAGAGUACCACAAUGGGUGAUAUCACUUCAAUCCUUGAGCAUCUUACGCUUGUACAAUAGUGGGUUCAGAGAAGAUGAGAAUGCAAUAGGCUCCCUUGGAUGUUUGCCUAGUCUAGUAAUACUUGGUCUCAUUUUUGCUUAUGAUGGGGAGACACUGUGUUUCAAGAAUGGAGGAUUCCGAAAACUCCAGACUUUAGAGCUUAUGCAAUUCAAAAGAUUAAAAUGGAUGAGAGUGGAAGAGGAAUCAAUGCCUAGUCUCAAAAAAUUGAACUUGGUUGUAAGCUGA
Molecule: messenger RNA, 1197 nt
Organism: Coffea eugenioides
Lineage: Eukaryota; Viridiplantae; Streptophyta; Magnoliopsida; Gentianales; Rubiaceae
Product: disease resistance protein RPM1-like
Exons: 1
Coding region: 1-1197 (398 amino acids)
Source: RefSeq, a predicted model, not a curated record